Messenger RNA from Angiostrongylus costaricensis, 204 nucleotides. NCBI's taxonomy places the organism in Eukaryota, Metazoa, Nematoda, Chromadorea, Rhabditida, Metastrongylidae. The record is from the annotation of a GenBank genome assembly.
AUGAACGCUCGCGUGGCCGCGCCCGCUCCCAUCCGGUCGAACGGCGAUCGCACGCCUUCUGUGCUCACCGUCCCCACUCCUAUUGUUCGUUCCGAGACGAGAAUUUCUGGCGAGAUCAUGGACAAUUCUGCGAUCCGGACGGAACCGACUAGCACCAGCACUCGAAGUGCUCGUCUCACAACUCAGGAAAACAAACACGACUAG